Molecule: messenger RNA, 4281 nt
Organism: Cyclospora cayetanensis
Lineage: Eukaryota; Apicomplexa; Conoidasida; Eucoccidiorida; Eimeriidae
Exons: 14
Coding region: 1-4281 (1426 amino acids)
Source: RefSeq, a predicted model, not a curated record
AUGCGUUCGACCAGCAGAGCAGCAAGGCAGUCGAGUCGAGAGUGUUUAAGCGUAGCGGUAGGAGGAGUAGGAGCAGCAGGUUUCGUGACAGGUGGAAGUAGCACAGGUGUAUCUGAGAGGAGAUCACUUUUACACGCCUCAGACACACUGUGGGAGGCUUUGUACCUUCCCGGUGUCUCUCCUUCCUCCAGGAAACACGCAGGCAUACACCAUGCAGCACACGAUCACGCGCCAAGGGGUGUCGUCUCAACUGCUACCUCGAGUAGAAAAGCGUUAACAGCUGCACUGAGCGAUUUUCAGACUAUUGGUGGCUGGAGACUUCGCAGACUACCAGGGCGCCCCAGGGGGCGUUCUUCCCCUCGUCCUGCACACCGCCCUUCUUGCCGCUGUACUGCAAUUGCAACUGCAUCUGGUGCCCACCAAACCGAGCAGCAGCAGGAGCAGCACCAAGAGCAGCACCAAGAGCAGCACCAAGAGCAGCAGCAGGAGCAGCAGCAGGAGCAGCACCAAGAGCAGCAGCAGGAGCAGCACCAAGAGCAGCACCAAGAGCAGGUGUCACUUGAGGCGAAUGUGGCCGCAGCAGCGGCGGCUUUGGAGAUGUCAGAGGAGCCGCAGGAUGAGGAGGAGGUUCUAUCUCAAGACUCCCACAGCGUCCACAGCAGAACGGGGGGAGAAGGCGGGGCAGCAGCUGCAGAGGAAGCAACUGAAGCAGAAAUGGAGACAGAAAAUGCAGCAGCCGAGGGCCGAAUAGAUACCGACGAAGAGGCGGAGACAUCGGAAGAAGCGCCGCACCAACAACAGCAGCAGCAGCAGCGCCGAAUGUCUGGCCGUCGCCGACGCAACAUCCCCGUUUCCCUGACUCCAAGCCUCGGCAAGAGCAGCAGCAGCAGCAGCAGUGCGAGGGGAGCUCCUACACGCAGCGGCGGUGCAGCUGCUGCAGCAGCAGCAGCAGGUGCAGCUCGAGGCAUUCGAGAUGCAGCUGCCUAUGAGGGGGGAACUCCAUGGGAGGAAGCUCCCAGUUCAAAGGGCAACGCCGACCUUGUGGCUCUCAACGAUGCAGAUAGGCAGAAGCACCCGGGGUGGUAUAACGGCCCUGUCGGCUCGUGCGAGCCAACGCAUCGCUGUCUGUGCUGGUGGAGAUUUAGACCUACUGGGAAGUACCAGCCAGGCCUGGUUAUAAGAGAUCUGGAAUCCGAAAUGGAAGCGAAACGCAUGACGCCUGCAGUGAGAGACGCGCUGCUUGCCGGCAUGACAGGCAGAGCGCCACAUGGCCGUGGGGGAGGAGGCGUUCCCCACAGUAACUUGCAAGGCAAGACACCGGCUUUCAAGACAGAAAUCGUAGUGGUGAUGGCUCUCGAAGACCUCAAAUACUCCCUGUGCAACUGGACAAGCACCAAGCCCAUGCCGUUUCCUGCAGGAUGCCAACAGUUGCGUCUCGAGAAGAUGGCGGGCUACUCCCUUAAGUGUCUGAAUGCUCUCGCAAGGGCCAAGAAGAUCCUCCAACUCAGGGAAGCAUACAGAGAUAUGAAGCAUGCCCGGCCUGAAGCUUUAGAGAAUCAGCUCCUCGAUACGUUGGCGCGGGAGCACAUUAAACCUACCCACGAGACAGUCAAGCACCUGUUCACAGUGUCAGCGGACGUGAUUAUCCAAAGCUACACUACCAUGCCCCCAGGCUGGGAUUGGGAUGCGUAUCAGCGGGAAGAGGAAGAGGCGGCGCAGCGGAAGCGUUCGCGCGAAGAGGCCGCAGCGGCUGCAGCAGCAGCUGCCGCUGCCGCGAGUGGAGGGCGCAAGCGUCGUGCUGCUGCGGCAGUUGCCUUGCUUGCAGCAGCGGCGUGCGGCGAGGAUGGCGAGAGCAGCGAGGGGGGUCUGCAGGAAGGGCCUUCAGCCGCAGCAGCGACCCCGACAAAGGCAGCAGCAGCAGCAGCGAAACACGGGGUGGAUUAUUAUUACCGGGGUGGCAGACGAGUCGUGUUGGCACGGACGCCUCCCCUUGUGCGACAGCGUCGGGGAGAGCUGGCAGCAGCAGCCUUGGGGCUAAGUCCGCUGGAUGAUCCUCUGCUAGCGGCCGCCGUAGGGUUGCUUCCGGAGCAGCAGCAGCAGCAGCAGCAGCAGGAGGCCUUGUUGCAGCAGCGGAAGGAGCAACAGCGCCUCAGCGGCUUGCUGAAUGGAUUCUCAGGGCAGUGGAUGACGAUGAUGAGAUCUCUGGUGCUGAGUCGGGAGCGGCUUCUGCAGCUGCUCCAGCCCGUCCCCCUUGACCUCCUGCACAAUCCAACGUAUUUGUUCGCUCCCCUCCCGCCGCUCUUGUCUCCUGUGCUGCUGAUGGAAAUCGCGGUCCAGCAUCAAAAUCCUGCUGCCGCUGCGCAUCUCCUUGCCGCCAACCUGCUGCUUCACCGCCUCGGUGACACUGUGGCCAUCAGAGCUUUAGAUCCCGCGCAAAAGCGACUUGCCUUAGAAGAGACGCAACAGCACGACACGUGCUCGAGGAACGCGAGGCAGCAGCAGCGCAAACCCCACGGCAAAGCGACUCCCCACAACCAAACCGGUGAGCCGCUGCAAAGCAAGGCAUCGCUCGCUCUGAGUGCUUCUCCAUGUCUACGCUCUCUUAGUUGUGUAUUCUUCGUAAGAAUUCUCGACGCUUUAACAGGCUCUCUGUGGGGAUGCACGCGAUCAUGUGGUGGCAACAGCAACAGCAACAGCAGCAGCAGCAGCAGCACUGUGCGCUUCGAGAUGGGGUAUUCUGUGUGCCUCUGUCUUGGACUGCUGUAUGGCCGCAUCAAUCCAAACCAGUUGCCGUUAUAUGCCGCUGCAGGAUCCAUGCAGCAUCUGCAGCACCAGAAGCAGCAGCGUCUUAAGAGGCAACGCUUCCGCUGUGCUCCUUGGAUCGGCCUUCUGACAGGAGAACAAGUUGCUGCCCGCAACUCCUGCUCCCCUUCCUCCUCCACAAUGAGCGGUGACUCGCUGGCACCUGGGAAGCACUGCAGCGAGGGCACCUUAGAAACCCUCAACGGCAAAGAUCCACGCGCGCAUGCAGAUGCAGCAGCAGAGAAAACGCAGCUGUACAUGGACGUGGACGGGCCAGAGGCAGCAUCCUCUACGGCAUACACAGCUCCGAUUGCUGCAGCACUGCAGAAUGCUGCUGCAACAACCGACGAAUCUCAUGGCAUAGCCUCAGCAAUAUCAACAAGAGAAGCACCAGCACGAGGUUCUGAAGAGGGCGAUGCAGGCUGGGAGCUCCCUUGGCCAUCCUCUCUCGGCAUACAGCCCACAGUUCCGUUGAAUCUGUGUUUGCUAACCAUACACUGCAGCUGUGACGACGAGGAUUUCCUCCUUCGGGUGUCUCUUGAUAAGGUGAGUGUGCAGCAAUGCGUGACUCUUGCGGUCCGCCUGCAGGUGAGCAACCAGCCUCCUUCUCUCUCUGAACUUGAACGGUGCUAUACAACUCACGGGGAGCGUUUUUCGCUGUCUGCUCUGGACACGCGUCUUUCAACUUUGAGUGAUAUCGAGGCGCAUAGUCGCACGCUGCUUUCACUCCUCGAGGCUGCGCAUGGCAGCAGCAGCAGCAGAGCCGCCGCUGAAAGGGCGCUCGAAAAGAAGGGAGGCAAGCACCUCAUUCUGAGGAGAGUUCCUACCAAGGGAUUCCCAAUAGCCAACAACAACAACGGCAGUGCUAACUGCCAAGCCGGGGAAAGCCCGUCUAAGAAGCGGCUGCCAGUAGGGGAUGAUUUGCACCAACAGCAACAGCAACAGCAACAGCAUGCUGUGGGCAACCUGGCGGGGGAGGCGAGCAUUGUUGCUGCUGAUAUCAACAGCAGCAGCAGCACGUAUAAUGAGGAUGUUGUGGAUCGCAGCGAGCUGCGAUUUGACUGGCAGCUGCGAGGUGUCGCUGCACGGCUCGAGGCAGAGAAGGAAGCUGGACGCGUCAGAGAGGGGGACGGGGGGAAGAAGGAUGCCGAGGAAGACAAGACAAGCGACUCCAAAUGCUCAAAGAUGCAGCAGCUUCCCCAAGUGAACUUGGGGAUUGAGCCCCCCAAAGAGACACCCCUCAGGGGGCGGCCACUACCUGAGGGAUCGCUCCUCGCCUCUCGCUUUCAGGAGGCGAUUGCACAGAUUAUUGAUGGCCAUAGAGCCCGGCAAGAGGUCUCUGGUGGCCCUUUAGCUUUCUCAGAGGCCCCCGUAGAUGCCUCCGGGUGUGAAGUCGGUGCCAGUUCUCCUCUACCGCAAGAGACAGCAAGCGCCGGUAACUUGCACGACCACCCUCAGCAUUACUUCGUCUCAUGGUGA